Messenger RNA from Kogia breviceps (pygmy sperm whale), 909 nucleotides. The record is from RefSeq and is a predicted model, not a curated record. NCBI's taxonomy places the organism in Eukaryota, Metazoa, Chordata, Mammalia, Artiodactyla, Physeteridae.
AUGGCGCUGGGCGCAGGAUCAGACCUCAGGCCUGGGGGCACGAAGCGGCAGUGGGGUAAGGACGACCGGCGGAGGGGACCAGGGCCCGCCGGUCCGUCCCGGGCACCCCUCCCCCUCCCGCGCGGGCGGCAGCAGCGGCGGGAGCCUCCCGGGCCGGUCGGGAAAAUGGCCGAUGGGCCCGGGGUGGCCUGUCACCCGCGGCGCCGCCAGCGGCCCGCGAUGCCGGGUCGGAACCCGGGGUGUGGGGAGGGCCUCGACGACCCCCGAAACCCUCGCCAGCCCAUCGCCUCCCUCGGGGCCCCGGCUGCCUCAGUCUUCCCCUCAACACCUCCCCGUAGCCUGUCCCUGAGUCACCCUACCGGGGCACUCCGCGCUGACGCCUCCAGGGACCCGGCGACCCGGCCUCGCCCCACCCCCACCCCGGCCCGGCCCGACCCGGGCGCUCCAGGAGUCCCAGCCUGCCGCGCCGUCCGGCAGCCCGCGGCGGGGUCCUUACCCGAAGCCGUCUCCGCGGCAGGCAGGCGGGCUGCACGAGCCGAGGCCGGAGGCAGGAGGCAGAGGCGAGCGGGAAGCCGGGAGGCGGGAGGCUGCGGAGGGCCGAGCGCGCGGCGGUGGCGGGAUCCGCGCCUGCCCCCUACACCGCGCUGGCGGCCGAGCCGGCUGCUCCUGCGCCCGGCUAAGAGCGGGACAUUUAAAAAUCCCUGCGCGCGGAACGGGCCCCCGGCCCGCCCUCGCGCCCUCCCGCCCUCCCGCCACCCUCCGCUCCGCCCCGGCCGGCUGGGAGCCCCUCAGCGGCCGCCCGAGAGCCCGGGCCCGCCCAGCCACCACCCUCAGUACCGCCCCGCGCGGCGCGGGCCGGCCCCGGCGCUCCGGACCGCCAGGGGCGGGGCCAGCGCGGGGCGGGGCUAA